Linum tenue is the source of this 897-nucleotide messenger RNA. NCBI's taxonomy places the organism in Eukaryota, Viridiplantae, Streptophyta, Magnoliopsida, Malpighiales, Linaceae. The record is from the annotation of a GenBank genome assembly.
UCUGAGACCCUCUUCUCACCGCCGACUUCCAGAGAACAUCCUCCGCCGCCGCCUUCGGUACUCAGUUUCCCUUCGCCUGUUGCUCCGCUGCGGUGCUGCCUGUAUCUUCUUCUAGGUAGAGACCUUUUUUUACUGGAAAAUCGUGAAGCACUUCAUAUGCGAGCUGUGAUGGAUCUGGAAACGGAGAACAGAAUAGCUGCAAUGCUUCUCAGAGAAGCUGCAGAAUUGAGGCGGCAAGCUGAGAAAGAAGGCGUCCGUGCUUAUCUUGAGAAACCUACUGUUAGGGCUCGGCCGAACUCACGAUUCCUUACUGCAACUGUUCUUGGAGUACAGCAAGCAGUUCCGGUGAUUGUGAUAGUGGUUUCAGUUGUAAGCUGUAUUCUGGUGUUGAUUGUUGGUGGAGCUAUUGGGGGUUAUAUAUGGAAGCACAGAUACAUAGAGAAGAAACGAAGAGGUUCUCAGGAUGUGCAGAAAAUGGUGAAGACCCUGAAUGACAGCAGUUUGAAUUUCAAGUACUCCACUCUUGAAAAGGCCACAGGAUGUUUUGAUGAAGCCAACAAGCUUGGACAGGGAGGGUUUGGCUCAGUUUACAAGAUCUUAAUCAUGUCAAAAACUCUGCAGGGAGUUUUGGCUGAUGGAAGAGAGAUAGCUGUGAAGAGGCCGGAAGUUCGGUGGCCGGAAUUCCAGCUUCAGAUUUCCCUAAUCAGUAAUCACUCGAGCAUACUCCAAAUUGGUUCCCUCGCGGCUUCCAUUUCCACCAUUGCUACCGAGGCCGACGUGAGGCCUUCAUCCUUGCCAGCUCCGGCCAGCCUUCCAUCUCCGACAAGCCUUCCCAAAUCCUACUGCCGGCGCUGCCUCCCUCGCUCCACGACUGCAGCUCCAGCUCCAAGCCUCUGA